GACUUUCCGCAUACGUCAUUCUGUGCUUCCGACUUCUUAGCUAGCUCGACCGUGGUGUUCUUUAAAUUAGACGUUUUAACCUCGCUGUGUUGCCUCGUUUUACUUCCCAAACGUAGAAUGUAGACUGCGAAAGGCCCCAACAACGCCGACAGGGUGGAAUAUUACGACGCACUUGUCCAACGUGACGCUAACGCCGAGAGACGCUAUGUCAACAACGCGGCCCCUUCUCGGUAUGAAGAGAGUCACCGAGCUCGCGUGCGUCGAGCAACCGACCAGCAGGCUCCCCGCUUCAGGGGCGAGGCAACAACAAGACACCCCCACGGUGGACGAGUUUACGGUCCUAGAGAUUAAGGAAGACGAAUUGAAAUGUGCCCGGCCCCGAGUGGAACACGUUUUCAAAGUGACGUUCACGAUUAUCGGGCUGUUGGACCACACGGGACAAGCACACGGUAGUACGCGUCAGAUAUGGCUACAGCUCAGAGGAAACACUGACGACGUCUCCAAAGCAAAGGAGUAUGUCAGGGGACUGUGUGACCCAGAACUGCAGAAAGAAGAGCGAUACCCAUUGGACAUGCAUUGUAUUUUUGCCGGAGCCCGCGGACUCUUCCUGGAUAGACUCAUACGAGAUACAAGCGCUGAGGUUUUGGUUUCUGAGCCAGGACGCCUGCGCUUGUUGGGCCGCGCUGAACCAGUUGUGAUGGCACAAAGCAGGGUUCAGCAGUUUGUGGCACUUUUCCAGGAAAAGCGAAAUCUGCUGAGUGACAGAGAGCAGGCAGUGAAACGAGCAUUCAAGUCCUUUGUGGAGGAGAGGGAUGAUAAGUACACCAUGGAGCUUCUUCUACUACCCAGUGCCCUAAAAGAAGAAUUACUGGGAUUGGUUCACAGUCCUACCACCUCGCACACACCACUGAACCAGAACCUACAUCCCUGCAUGGCGGAGUUUGAGCAAGACCGCUCACAGAGUAGCACCCCUGUGACAGAGCUUUCCAAUCGCAUCUUUGAUACGAGCUUUGAGGACAGAGUGACCCGGACAACGCCUUUUGGCGAUAAUGUUGGAAAAGCAGGAGGAGGCAUCGGUUUGGGUCCCGAGGCCAUCCUGCUGAAUGGCAUCAGGCCAUCACACAAGCGGCGCUCUUCUGAGAGCGAAACCCGGGACACUAAGAGACAAUACUCUUUAGAACGGAGAGAUGAGUCGCCAGAGAGGUCGAGGGAUAGGGAGCGACACCGGGGCAGAGAAGGGCAUGGGGUCACUAGUGGUUAUCGUACCAAAAAUGCCUCUGCUUCAUGCACAAUCUCCUCGUCCUCUUCCGGUAAAGCAAACACAGUUGCCGGUCCAAUCAUGCUGGACCCUUGUGAGGGUAUCACUGACGAAAGUGAGGCGGUCAGCCCAGAAACCAAUCUCCGUUGUUUGGUCAAUUUUUUCAGAACCAUGGGUUAUCAGCAGGAUGUGGUUGAGCGUGUCAUCAAGGAUACAGGACAAACAGAAGAUACCUUCCUUAUUCUUGAAAAAAUUGUGGCAGAAACAAACAUUUGUGAGGAGGAAACAAAAGGAGGAAUAAAAGAAAACAAGCUGAACAAUGUGCGCUCCUCCGACCUUCCUGCAUCUUCCUCACCGACCUCCUCUCUAGCCAUCGAGAGAGAAAGAGUAGAGGAUCCAGGGCGGUCCAAAGAAAAUAUUAAGCCCAACCAUCAUGGAGCCAUUAGUAAUGGAUUUGGCCACCGGAGGCAUUACAGUGGCAGCGAAACCAGCACUCAACAGGCUAUUACCAUCAAGAGGAGUUCUAGUGCCCAAGGAGGAGCAGGGAACUACGAGGUCAUUACCAUUGACGAUGAUGACGAUGUCUGCAUAACAAACAGCAAAACAGCUGAUACGCGGACGUCAAGGGUGACCAUGGCACACGCUGACACCCAGACCGGAUCCAGAACAGACUACUUGGCACGGGGAGGUGGGAGCAUUUCACAUAGGGAUCACCUGUCGAGAGCUGGGACUCGGACUUUGGGUGGAUCAAUGAAAGUUGAAAGUGUGACUGCACUGCGUAGUACACCUCAGUGGCUGACGGCCAGCACCGCCUGUGUGGCUUCAACACCUAAUUCGGCCCCAACCACAAGCCGUCCCUCUGCCUACCAAACCCUUGGCCACUUGGGCUUUCACGGCAGUGAAGCCAGAAGUCCUCCAUCGAGCAACCCACCCGUCCCCCCUGUGACAGGAUUGGCCCGUUUUCAGCAAUCUUUGAAGACUCCGUAUACACUGAAGCUACCCAAUGAGCCGGGACGACCGGAGCUCCGCCACAUCAUCAUAGAUGGCAGCAAUGUGGCAAUGGCUCACGGCCUAAAUCGGUUCUUCUCCUGUCGAGGGAUAGCGCUAUCAGUGGAGACGUUUUGGAGGCGGGGCCACAGGGAAAUAACAGUGUUUGUUCCUCAGUGGCGCCAGAAGAGAGACCCAUUCACAACAGAACAACAUUUUUUAAAUCAACUAGAAAACUUGCGGCUGCUCUCUUUCACUCCCUCCAGAGAAGUCUGUGGUAAAAGGAUAGCCUCGCAUGAUGACAGAUUCCUGCUCCACUUAGCAGAAAAAACAGACGGUGUUAUCGUAACAAAUGACAACCUUCGCGAUUUUGUCAACUCUUCAGACAUGUGGUGCAGAAUCAUUCAUGAGAGGUUACUCCAGUUUACUUUUGUGGAGGACCACUUCAUGAUCCCUGAUGACCCUCUGGGGAAAAACGGACCUCAUCUGGACAUCUUCCUUCGUAAAAUCAACAGGCAUCUUCCGUUGGCCCCUCCCCCACAGAGGCCUCCCGACCUGCGUCCAUCCAACAACCAGCAGCAUCCAGUCUAUGUGCAAGCCCUCCACUCGGCUCCAUGGACCCCAGCUGUCGGACCCCAACCUGGUGUGCAGUGGCCCCACCCGGGCCGGCGCCGCACUGCUUCUCCCUCGCCAUCGCCCCCUUCCCAGCGUUCGCCGGGGGAGACAUCCGAGCUGAAGAGACAGCUGUGUGUGAUUUUCCCAGACCAGAAACAACAGAUUGAUAGCAUCCUCAGCGACAACCCGUACAUGAGAGACUUAAACGCCCUGUCGGGGCUGCUGCUGGGAUAAUUCACGGGCCCAACAACCAUAAUUCAUAUAUGCACACAUGGCGAUGUAUAACAGCUUCAUAUAGUUAUUUUCUCCUGUUUCAAUUAGAUUUUAUUUCAGAUUAUAUUUUUACUGAUCUUGAAAAGAAUUUGUUCACAUAAUGUGAGCAAUUAUUUCCUUUUUUCCCCAUUUGAAACAAUUACAUCAAAACUAUCAACAACAAAAAAAGGUCCAAAAGAUUUUGUUUCUCUCUUUAGUUCCACAAAUGUGGGACCAGUACAGCUCAAGAUUAAAAGACUGGUCCCGUAACUCGAUGGACUUUUUACCACAAAUGCACCUGUACUACCUAAGCUAAUAAUGACCACCAUUAGAACAGUGGGGGAUUUUAUGUCUCGGGGUGCAUGAAUUGUUACAGAUCAUUCCCCCACCACCACCGAGUUAUAGUUUUCAGCACUCUCACCUGUCCCCACUUUUCUAAUUUACAAUGCUAGCACCACCCCACAGUACAAUCUAUCAUUUAAAAACAGGGCAGUGGUGAAGACAUAUUUAUAUUUUUGUAUAUAUUCAUGGUACAUAAUAGCGUUGCCAAAUGUAAAACAAUACGGUUGGCAAAUAAUGGUCCCAAUACCAUCACUUUAAAAAGGAUGUGAACAUGUCAUGAACUACAAGGAUACCUUAAAAUACAUGAAAUAGCCACUCACAUUGUAUUUUCCAUUUGCUUACAUGGGUUUGGUUUAGAGGCUUAUCAUUGGGAAGGAUGUGGCAGUCAGCUAUGACUGCUUUCAUUCUUUUACCCUGUCUUAUCUUGCCAAAGUUUUUUAUGUGAGCUAUAUAAAUUUCAAGUGCUGAAUCUGAAGUUGUUGCAGUCUGGAGAAAUUUGUUCCUAGGAUCACUUAUUAUUAACAGUUAACUUUGUUGUUUUGGAGCCAUUUAAAACACAUCCUCUGCCAUUGACUCCUUUAGAAGUCAGAUAAAUGUGGGAGGGCUGCCAAUGAAUGAGUGUUAACUGCUUUACUCACUUUUGGUUUGUUUUUAAACACAAAUGUGGGAGGGCUGGCAGUGAAUGAGUGUUAACUCCUUUGGUCACUUUGUCUUGUUUUUAAACACUACAAAGCUCAGUUGUGUAGUUAUUUUUUGUUGGAUUAUGUUGAAAAAUCUGCAAUCAAAGCAGAAUUGCAUAGUUGGUUUUUAAUGUACUUUUGUCACAAAGAUGUGCUGUACAUAGGUUCCAUCUAUUCUGGCUAAAAUGCUAAAUUGUAGGCAUUGGAGCAAUUGCUCCUUGUGUUUCUUUGACCCUCCAAGCAGAAUGUGGACAGGACGUUUCCCCUGCAUGCGUAUGUGAUGUGCAUCAGUUGUGUAACAUACUAGUACAAAUGUAUAAAAACACGUUUUGUUCACCAUGUUGUAGUAAGCAUUGCUGAAGGAUUUUUUUGUUGUAACACAUUUUCUUGUGUAUUAUAAUUUUUUUGUAAAUCUGGUAAUUUUUGGAUGUGGUUAUAUAUAUAUGUGAAGACGCUAAAUGCCAGAGUCCACAAUUAGCUUCCGAGCUACUUGACUUUUCCUUUUGUUGAAGGGUGCUGUGAUGGCCAAAGUACAGGUUCAACCUCUUGUGGCGGUAGCUUCAAUUUCUUGAGCUUUAUUGAUUGUACAGAAUGCCAGCAGGAGAAUGUAAAUAAUCGUUUCCUUGAAGGAUCAAUAAAGAAUAUUGCUACCA
Messenger RNA from Syngnathoides biaculeatus (alligator pipefish), 4787 nucleotides. RefSeq names its product nedd4 binding protein 1 (gene n4bp1). Lineage: Eukaryota; Metazoa; Chordata; Actinopteri; Syngnathiformes; Syngnathidae. The transcript is spliced from 12 exons. Gene Ontology annotation, biological process: negative regulation of protein ubiquitination; negative regulation of proteasomal ubiquitin-dependent protein catabolic process. Gene Ontology annotation, cellular component: PML body; nucleus. The coding region runs from base 206 to 3094 and encodes 962 amino acids. Gene Ontology annotation, molecular function: RNA binding. The record is from RefSeq and is a predicted model, not a curated record.